This is a messenger RNA of Ustilaginoidea virens, 333 nucleotides long. RefSeq lists its product as uncharacterized. Gene Ontology annotation, cellular component: TIM23 mitochondrial import inner membrane translocase complex. The record is from RefSeq and is a predicted model, not a curated record. Gene Ontology annotation, biological process: protein insertion into mitochondrial inner membrane; protein import into mitochondrial matrix. The transcript is spliced from 5 exons. The coding region runs from base 1 to 333 and encodes 110 amino acids. NCBI's taxonomy places the organism in Eukaryota, Fungi, Ascomycota, Sordariomycetes, Hypocreales, Clavicipitaceae.
AUGCCUCCUGUUGCAGCAGUGCCCGCCGGUGCACAACAUGGUCCAUCCAACCUUGACAAGUUGAAAAUGGGCGCCAUGAUGGGCGGCACUGUUGGAGUUAUCAUGGGAUUCAUCUUUGGAACGGUUAACAUCUUCCGAUACGGUGCGGGCACACAAGGCGUAAUGAGAACUUUGGGACAAUAUAUGGCCGUGUCUGGAACGACGUUUGGCUUUUUCAUGUCAAUCGGUUCCGUUAUUCGGUCGGAUGCGGAUCCGAAGCUAAACGAGUUGUACAUGCGCGCACAGAGACGACCGAUAGUAAUGAUGGCGAACCCUGCGUGGCGAAGGUCUUGA